This is a messenger RNA of Fundulus heteroclitus (mummichog), 4579 nucleotides long. RefSeq names its product G-protein coupled receptor family C group 6 member A. NCBI's taxonomy places the organism in Eukaryota, Metazoa, Chordata, Actinopteri, Cyprinodontiformes, Fundulidae. The record is from RefSeq and is a predicted model, not a curated record. Gene Ontology annotation, molecular function: G protein-coupled receptor activity. Bases 4 to 2679 code for a protein of 891 amino acids. The transcript is spliced from 7 exons. Gene Ontology annotation, biological process: G protein-coupled receptor signaling pathway. Gene Ontology annotation, cellular component: membrane.
AAGAUGAAGCAUUUUUUUAGUUCUUGGUUCUUUCUGGCAGUUCUUUCAUUGCAGUUUUUCUGCAGUGAAUCCCUACAAGAGGCCAAGUCUCCAGGGGACAUUAUUAUUGGAGGUUUGUUUCCCAUACACGAAAGUGUUGAUGCAAAGGAACAAUGUAACAGGUUCAGCGUUGGGCGGCUGACCCAGUCUCUGAUAAUGGUUCAUGCAAUAGAGGAGAUAAAUCGGAGUGGAGAGCUGGGGAACAUCACUCUGGGCUAUCACAUUGUGGAUUCUUGUGGGGAUGUUACCACAGCGCUGAGAAACAGUCUGCGCUUCAUGAAAAUGAACGGAAAUUUCAACACAGAUAGCAAACAGCAGUCCUCCCCACCUGUGAUGGCCGUCAUAGGUGAUUACCAUUCAGAAAUAUCUAUGGCAGUGACACGGCAACUUAACAUGGAGAAAAUCCCUCAGAUCAGUUAUGGUGCUACAUCUGGCCUCCUAAGUGAUAAAACUCGUUUUCCAAGCUUUCUGAGGACUGUACCAGAGGACGAUCACCAAGCACAGGCCAUCAUUCAGAUUCUGAAGGAUCACAACUGGAACUGGGUUGGAAUUGUCGCAACAGAUGGUGAAUAUGGCCGUUACGCAAUUGAACGUCUCCAACAUCAUGCAGCCAGCCAAGACAUCUGCUUUGCAUACAUCAAGUUCUUGCCAGAGUUUCUGGUUGACAGCAACCUUGAAGACAGCAUCAGGGACACAGUCAAAAGUGUCAUUGAAAAUCAAAAUGUCUCAGUCAUCGUGUCCUUCGCCAAACCCAGCCACAUGAUGUACAUGUUUGACAAUGUUCUUAAGCAUCACAGAGGGAGAAAAAAAGUUUGGAUAGCCAGUGAUAACUGGUCACAAGCCGUUGAUUGUCUGAAUACCACAAGAUGGAAUUUGAAAGAUGUCGGAACAGUUUUUGGAGUAACCCUCAAAUCUGGAAACUCAUCCAGGUUUGAACGGUUCCUGAGGAAUCUAACUAACAACUCUGAUCAGUACGAGAACAAGAACUCCUUUUUGAUGGAUUUUUUAAAAGGGAAUGAUGACUCUAACAACGGUUCAAAUACUUCCAUCGAAUUCAAGAUUAAUCAGUUAGUAAACAUGACAUAUCUGUACGCCGUCCUCAGUAUCGAGCUGGCAGUCAAAGCAAUCGCUCAGACUGUUAAAGACCUGUGCGUCACCAAGAAGUGUGACAUAUCCACACUGCAACCUGGAGAGUUCAGAGAUGCCUUGAAAAAAGUCAAAGUCUCCUUGGACGGGACAAAUUAUUCAUUUAAUAAGCACUCCGAUGUCGACACAGGGUAUGAUAUUAUCAUGUGGAGGUACUUGUCAGGAACAACUUUGGAUAUGAACUACCAAGUUGGUCAUUAUGACAUAAAACGAGACAGACUGAUGGUUACCUCAGAAAUUAACAAUUUAUAUCAUCAGACUAAAAAAGUAAGUUCAAGGUGCUCAGUAUGUUAUCCAGGCGAGAUGAAGGUCAGACGGUAUGGCCAGCCAGUCUGUUGCUACCAGUGCAAAAAGUGUCCAGAAAAUUUUUACUCCAACACCACUGAUGCUUCACUUUGCUUGGAAUGUGAUAACACCACCGAAUACUCAAAAGUGGGCAGUAAUCGCUGUGUGAAGAAAACAAUUGACUUCCUGAGAUGGACUGAUCAGUAUCAUAUUACGCUGCUGGCUUUCUCUGCUCUCGGAGCUCUUCUCUGCCUGGUGGUUGGCAUCAUCUACCUGGUCUGCUGGAAAACGCCAGUCGUACGCUCAUCUGUUGGCCCCAUCUCCAUCCUCCUCCUCUUCUCGCUUUUGAGUACAUUUGGAUGUGUGGUGAUAUUUGGCGGUGAACCCACAGACUGGCAGUGCAAAGCACGGCAGGUGUUAUUUGGGUUGAGUUUCACAUUGUCCGUGUCCUGCAUCUUGGUAAAGUCGUUUAAGAUCAUCUUGGCCUUUGAAUUUGACCCUGUAACACAAGACAUCCUAAAGAAGCUCUACAAGCCUUACCUCAUUAUUCCAUUGUGCAUGGCAGGUCAAGUGCUGAUCAUCACUGUGUGGCUUGCUUAUAAGCCUCCAAAGCCAAUGAAGGAUUAUAAAUAUUCAAACGAACUACUUGUCUUGAACUGUUAUGAGAAUUUGUUUCCGGCGUUUGGGGCCAUGCUAGCCUACAUUGGCCUUUUAGCAAUCAUCUGCUUCAUUCUUGCUUUUAAGGGGAGAAAGUUGCCUCAAUGUUACAACGACGCCAAAUUUAUCACGUUUUCUAUGCUUAUUUAUCUUAUUGCCUGGGUCAUCUUUGCUCCAGUUUAUAUGUAUGUCCAGGGCAAGUACAAAACAGCGAUCGAAAUGGCCGUUAUCCUCAUCUCGGCCUAUGGCAUCCUGUUUUGCCAGUUCUUCACAAAAUGCUACAUCAUUCUGUUCAGACGGGAGGAAAACAAAGAGGAAAAGUUUCGUGAGAGUAUUAGGAGCUUUGCAAUGAAAGACAGAGAUUCAGUGAGUUCCAGAGGAAUUGAAAAUCUAGCUCUAUCAACAGAGUCCCUGACAAGCCCAGAAACAUCAAAGCCUCAGCGGCGGGAGUCCAUAAACUCCAUUGUGAAACCAUUCUACCAAGAUCCGGUCUCAGAUACCCAGCCAACCUUGCAGGAAGAUGAAAAGCAGCAAAACAAACUGAUCCCGUGAUAUACAAACUUAUCACCUUGGGCACAGAAAUAAUUUAGAAAAGUAUGUUGAAAAAUAAUUUACAGCUGAAGAAAAGCAUGUCAAACAUGAUUAACAAUUACCAGAUUACAGAAUUUUCAAAACUUUUAUGAUUCUUAGUCAGUUAUGACAGGUGAUCCUAAUUGGUAAAUUAUUUAUUUAGCUUAAUUUCUAAUGUGGGGCUGCACAGUUGGCAGCACUGUUGACUUGCAGCAAGAUGGUUGUGGAUUUAAAUCCCAGCCUGGGGUCUUUCUGCAUAACGUUUGCAUGUACGUCAUGUGAAUGUGUGGGUUCUCUCCAGGUACUCUGUCUUCAUCCCACAAUCUAAAAACAGGACUGUUAGGUCAAUCAGUCUCUCUAAAUUAACCCGAGGUGCGAGUGUGUGUAUGGUCGUUUGUCCCAUGUGUCUCUGUGUUGCCCAGUGAUAGAUUGGCAACCUGACCAGGGCGUGUCCCGGCUCUUGUGCAAUGACCACUGUGACCCUGCAUGGAUGGGCAGUAAUAGACAUUAUAAACCCAGAGUAGCUUUCUGUCAUUGGCGGUAGCAAAAGCUGAUAGACCAAUGUAUUGCUGGUUCUUUGAAUUAGUUAUAUAAGUAAUCUGUUGAUUAACAUAAAACCUGUGAAAACAUAAGCAAAGAAAUGAAAUAAAAGCACAAUCACUGAAUGAGAUUCCUGUUUAUCUCUCUAGAUUUUUUUUUUUUUACAGGACAUUUUUAUUUUCUAAACACUUUGAGAAUUUUGUUUAGUGAUCUCUUCAAAUUUGGAGGUUUCCAUUUGUCUACUUGAUUGCAUUGUUUUCAAAAUGUAUGAAUUGGGUCAAAUCUUUUGACCAUUUUGGUAUCAAUCACAAGCAUCUCACUUCAGUUUUGCCCCUCUCCUCCUGUCAGAACUGGUGAGACUAAAUCAGGUAGUUAGGCCAUUUUGCUGCCACACACAUCUUCCGCUCUGCUUACAUACUAUAUUCUUUGGGACUGAUACUUCUUUGAGGCUUUAACUUCCUGACUGAUGUCUGAGGAUGCUGAUUCAGUAUUUCUAAAAAAUAUUCUUUCCUCACGAUGGGAUUUUUUUUUGUAAAAUGCACCUCUCUCUCUCUUGCAGCAUAACACUUGCACAACAUGAUGUUACCACCACUGUACUACACAGUUUGGAGGGUAUUUGGAGGCUUACAAGCUUCCCCGUUAAAUGUAACAAUGUUAAUUAUGGCCAAACAUUUCAAUGUUAGGUUCAUCUGAUCAUGUCUCAUGAAAUUAAGGUCUUUCAUCCUGAGUGCAUCUGCAAUCUUGAAAUCUCUCUCGUUAUUUUUUACAACACCUUUUUAAAGAUCCUUCGGUGCUGAUUGAUCUUACAGGCCUUGUUGGUACGGGGCUCGUUUGUUUGCGGAUGGUCUUUCUUUCCAGCUUCAGACAGCAUUUUCACAAAGGACUUUUGUUUUUUUCUGGGGUUGGUUUAUACAUCUUAACCCAAAACAAUUAAUCUCUACAACGUAAAACCUGUUUACUUCCUGAAUCGUAUGAUGGCUUGACAUUCCUACAUUUUUUCACUUGCAAAUAAAUCAUUAAACAGAUGAAGUUACCUUCAAGUAUCUGGAAAUUGUACCAUGGAGGAGCCAGGCUUGAGGAGGUCCACAGUUCUCUUCCUGUUGGCUAAUUUAUUAAAAUUUUCCACGAUGACAAAAAAAGAGACUGUGUGUCUGACUUGUGGCCUUAAACUACAUUCACCAAUAUGUCUCUAAUUAAGUGAAACAUUGUGAUUUAACCAAUGAGAAGCUAUCAAAUCCAUGACAUCAUCUUCAUCUUCGUGUUCGGUACACCUCACCAGGGAGGCGUCCAGGAGGCAUCCUAACCAGAUGCCUGAGCCACCUCAACUGGCUCCUUUUGACGU